Molecule: messenger RNA, 1823 nt
Organism: Rhipicephalus sanguineus (brown dog tick)
Lineage: Eukaryota; Metazoa; Arthropoda; Arachnida; Ixodida; Ixodidae
Exons: 2
Coding region: 36-1502 (488 amino acids)
Molecular function (GO): nucleic acid binding
Source: RefSeq, a predicted model, not a curated record
ACCGCGUUUUCCUCACGCCUGCUCUUUCAGUAAACAUGGCGUCCGUGAUGCCGGCUGAAGCGUGUGCGGCCGCAAACUCGCCGUUUCGUUCUCCGAAGAAGCUGUACACUAAAUGUGACAAAAAGUGGCUAUCAAAACAGACCAAGCAAGUUAUCUGCAACGUCUACGCUGGAGUGAGGCGCCGUCAGCCUGACUUGUCUACAAAUGCAGUGUGCCAGACUGUCGCCGAGCUCACCGGAGUGAGCGAGCGAACAGUUAAGCGGGUCAAGGCUGAAGCUCUGCGGGCCCCACUUGCCUCCCCAAAGCGCAAGAAAUUGACUUUCUCGGGCCAAGCUGAGAAGCGCAUCACUGGAAAGACGCGGCUCCUACGCUAUGACACGUUUGCGUUGGCAGCACUGCGUCGCAAAGUGCACAGCUACUUCAUGCGCAAUGAAAUACCUACGGCAGAGAAGCUACGCAACGACGUGAUCAGCGACCCUGACAUGGACAUGCCGACCAUCAGCACUCGUACGAUCCAAAGAAUGCUGAACGACUUGGGGUUCGCCUUCCGGAAAAGAACAAGGAAUUCCGCGUUGCUAGAGAGAGACGAUAUCGUUGCUUGGCGUCGAAAGUACCUCCGCACCAUCCGAGAAAUGCGGAGGCAGCGACGGACCAUCUACUACCUUGAUGAGACCUGGGUAAAUGCCGGCCAUACAAAGGGGAGAGUUUGGACAGACACCAGCGUGAUGACUCGGCAAGACGCAUUUCGUCAAGGGCUCUCAACUGGCCUCCGUGCACCGAGCGGUAAAGGAGGACGCCUAAUCGUUUUGCAUGCUGGAAGUGCAGAAGGCUUUGUUGAUGGAGCCGCCCUAGUUUUCCGUGCCAAGAAGGGCGCUGGUGAUUACCACACAGAAAUGGAUGCUUCGCGUUUCCAGAAAUGGUUUGUUGAACAGCUGCUACCUAACAUCAAGCCACACAGUGUGAUCGUGAUGGAUAAUGCGCCAUAUCACAGUGCUCAGGUUGAAAAGCUACCAAGCUCAUCAUCCAGAAAAGCGGAAAUCCAGUCCUGGUUGAUAUCGAAAAAUAUUCCUUUUUCGGAUGACCAACUGAAAAGUGAACUGCUGCAGCUCGUUGAGCAGAAUAAGCAUCUUUUCCUUGCUUACCAGGUUGACAAACUUGCCAGUGCUGCCGGGCAUGAGGUUGUGCGCUUGCCUCCUUACCACUGUGAGCUAAAUCCUAUAGAGCUUGUAUGGAGCCAAGUCAAAGGCUAUGUUGCUUCAAGGAACACAGACUUCAAGAUUGAAUCUGUCGAGAAGCUGCUGCAGGAAGGAAUCGCAAGUGUGACCCAACAGAACUGGCUCCAUGACUGCACUCACGUGAUGAGGCUUGAGGAUGAGGCAUGGGAGCGUGAUGGCAUUAUAGACAGCCAAACAGACAGUCUCAUCAUUUCUUUGUGCACAGACUCAAGUUCUUCAGAUGAGUCGAGCAGCUCCGACAUGAGUGGAAUUGAUGAACUGCCGUGACAUCUCUAUGUGUGCCUUGCAAAUGCUUCGAGCAAAUGAUUGCACAUGUACCUAACCAGAAACUGCGAUAUUGUUUCCGAGGACUACCGGUCACUGCUGUUUCUUUACAUUUUUAUCGCUUAUUCAAUUCAUUGUGAUUUUAUCUGCUGAUCUCUUUUGUUGCACUUCGUGCAUGUUCUGGUUACGUUAUCGUGAUGUGAUAAUGACUGUGGGGAUUUUGUGCGCCAAAACCACGUUGUGAUUAUGAGGCAUGCUGUGCUUGAUGUUGUUCUACAGAUCUCGACCUCUGAGUUUGUUUAAUGUGCACCCAAAUAUAAGUAC